Labeo rohita (rohu) is the source of this 1553-nucleotide messenger RNA. RefSeq names its product transmembrane O-methyltransferase (gene tomt). The transcript has 4 exons. The record is from RefSeq and is a predicted model, not a curated record. The coding region runs from base 67 to 1077 and encodes 336 amino acids. Gene Ontology annotation, molecular function: catechol O-methyltransferase activity. Gene Ontology annotation, biological process: dopamine metabolic process; developmental process; catecholamine catabolic process. NCBI's taxonomy places the organism in Eukaryota, Metazoa, Chordata, Actinopteri, Cypriniformes, Cyprinidae.
AUUUCUAAUUAAACAAUAUUGUUUUGUUGUACAUUUUGGUGCUUUUCAUUCAGCUUUUAUCUGUAAAUGUCCAGCGUUAUUCCAGCGCUCAGGUCAGACGGUCACGUGACGUUCCAGGUGAGACACAGGUGUAAGCGGAGGCCUCUUGCGCUCCAUCCAUUAUUCAGAUGGAGGAAUCUGAUUGGCUGCUGCAGGAGCGUGUGUCUGCACACCUGUCGCGGUCGGUCUGUCUGUCUGUCUCUCUCUCUUCCGAACAGCAUCGUCCUCAGAGCGUCCCGCACCCGGUUGGAGCUGAAGAUGGUUUCUCCUGCGAUCGCUUUGGCUUUUCUUCCGCUGUUGCUCACGCUGAUUAUCCGCUACCGGUAUUAUUUCGUGCUCCUGUAUCGGGCUGUUCUGAUCCGCUGGGUGCGGGACUGUCUGACGGGUCUCAGCCGGGAGGAGCGGGCGUUUCAGUACAUCCUGACCCACGCCACACCCGGUGACGCCCAGAGCAUCCUGGACACAUUCGACCGCUGGUGCAGCACAGUGGAGUUCAUCAGCAACAUCGGACCAAAGAAAGGUAAGAUUCUGGACCGGCUGCUGCAGGAACACUGUCCAAUCACGGUGCUGGAACUGGGCACUCACUGCGGCUACAGCACCGUCCGCAUGGCCCGUUCGCUGCCCAUCGGUGCCCGCAUUUACUCCAUCGAGAUGGAUGAGAGAAAUGCUCAGGUGGCUGAAAAAAUCAUUCGUCUGGCAGGUUUUGAUGAUGACAUGGUGGAGCUGAUCGUGCGUCCGUCAGAUGAGGUGAUCUCGCGUCUGCGUGAGGAUUACGGCGUGGAGCGUCUGGAUCUGGUGUUCAUGGAUCACUGGAAGCGCUGUUACCUGCCAGACCUGCAGCUGCUGGAGGGCAGCGGUUUGCUGGGCGAGGGGUCCAUCAUUCUGGCCGAUAACGUCAUCUUUCCAGGAGCGCCCAACUUCCUGCGACACGCGCGCCGCUCGGGCCUGUACGAGGUCAGAGUUCACCGUGCCACGCUGGAGUACAUCCGCGGCAUCCGCGACGGCAUGGCUGAGCUCACCUUCCUCGGGAUCAAGUAAAACACGCACGUUUCACAGCCACAGGAUGUUACGUGAUGCAGUGAACAUACUGACAGUCACAGGUUUCAUUUAUUUGACCGUCGUUCAGUAACGUGAAUCCUCAGGUGAUGAACAACAUUUACACGUAUGCGUUUGUUACAUCCAAAGUGACUUACAUUGCAUUCAAGACACAUAUUUAUAUUUAUUUAGUGCUGCUAGUGAAAAAGUCAAAAAGUAACUGGUAUUAAUGUCAACAUGAAAUAAAAUUCACCCCAUGUAUUUUCUAAAUGCAUCUUAUUGAUUUUAUUAUGAGUAAUUAAUCUGUGCAUAGGUGCUUUUGAAUUUUUUUUUUUUUUAUAAUAAUAUGUAAUGUAAAAAUAUGUAAAAUGAAAUAACUGGACCUCCUGGUGGAAACCUGCAAAUUUGAAAAAUGUUUCAGAAAAAAAUAAAAUUCCACUGGACAAAAAACUCUGGAAAACACUUGUAAACAUUAAAAG